UACUGAAAGUCACCAUAACUGGAGAACAUCGAGAGAGAGAGAAAGAGAGCGAGCAACCUGAAACUAUUGGUCAACAAUGCAGCUUCAAAUAGUGUCCUUCUUCUGGUUCCUAAUAUGUACCAGUGAAGCCCUGCAAUGCAAAAGCUGCUUGGAGCGAUACUCUGAUCACUGCGAGUCCGAAGAAACCAUAGACUGCGGCGACAGCGAUGGGUGUGGCGCAGCGUCUGGCUUUUUCCAGCAGGGAUCGGAAAGGAAGAAUUUUAUUUACAAAGGUUGCCGGCUUCCCAUAGAAUGCAAUUCCUGGCUGCGCAUUUCCAUGAACGGCACCUACCUACAGUCCUACAUCACGUGCUGCGAUGGCGAGAUGUGCGGCCUGGAUUAUUAUAUACCCAGCGAUGCAAAUGAACCGUAUAAUGGCCUUGAAUGUGAAUCUUGUUACUCAGAAGACACUGAAGAUGGAUGCAGAACCAAGCAGCAACAGAAGUGUAGAGGUGAUGAGGAGCUGUGUGUGAUUUAUAAAGGAUCUCGCAGGAAACAAGAUGGAGAAGAAACUGCUGUUUACUUUGCUGGUUGUGGUAAUGCUUUUUUACCUGAAAACGUUGCUUUCUUCUUUGGCUUUGAAGAAACUGGUAGAGGAUACUUAGCGCGUUUUUAUUUGGAUUUCGGCCCUAUAGAAAUCCGUACACCACCACCAGAAAUCCCUCUAGAAAUGAUAGACUAAUGCAUUCUAUGCAUUAAAGCGUUUGUUGACCCAAAAAAA
Molecule: messenger RNA, 760 nt
Organism: Rana temporaria (common frog)
Lineage: Eukaryota; Metazoa; Chordata; Amphibia; Anura; Ranidae
Exons: 5
Coding region: 77-721 (214 amino acids)
Source: RefSeq, a predicted model, not a curated record